This is a messenger RNA of Frieseomelitta varia, 1092 nucleotides long. RefSeq lists its product as uncharacterized. The coding region runs from base 283 to 1044 and encodes 253 amino acids. Gene Ontology annotation, molecular function: protein binding. The record is from RefSeq and is a predicted model, not a curated record. The transcript has 4 exons. Lineage: Eukaryota; Metazoa; Arthropoda; Insecta; Hymenoptera; Apidae.
AUUAAACUAUCGAUUUUUCUCAUCGAAUGCGCAUUCUCUAUUGUUCGUUCGAUGAAAAACUCAAUCGGGACGCGAUUCUUCUGACGUUACGAACCUUCAAUUGGAUUUGGCUCGACAGCGUAGGCCUGGAUCCGCGGCAUUCUCACUCGAAAUCAUUUCCGGUUGCUGCACGAGAGCGCUGUCAUCAUCCAACGUCACUGGCGUGGCCAUCGUACCAGGAUCACGAUCGAUCGAUACCUGGUGCACCGUGUCCAUCAAACGUGGCAGGAUUAUUAUGACAAAAUGGCCACGAGAAUCCAGGCGUCCUGGCGUGGCUAUUGGAUCAGGAAAACUGUCCUUGACACGAAGAAGAUGCAACGAUGGUUGAACCGAGUGUACACGAAGAACGAGGAAACCGUGAGGAACAUGAAGAAAUUCAAACAGAAGGAGAUGAAAUUUGUGGAGACCAAAAUCGAACGUGAGUCCAUGCACUGGACGCUGUUUAUUCUCUUCAAGUUGCAUCAUUUGUUAAGAACGAAGCAACAACCAGGUGUGAUCACCAGAAUCGACGAUACUCAGUUCACACUGAUCGAAGAGAUGUUGAAAUGCUUGGAAUACAAACGCUACGUGUCUAAUAAAAGGUCCAAGUUGAAGAGCAAACGUCGAGAUUGUCAAAUCGACGAAACACCAACGUCGAUUCUGCGCGGAACAUAUUAUGAACGAUGUGGAAAAGAGAUUCAAGAAACACAGAAGAAACUGGAAGCGGGAACCGUGCCAGUAUACAGAAGUGAACCGUACGAAGAACACGAGAAGAACAUUCGCAAGUUGAACCAAAUGUACUUGGCAGCUUUCAUUGAUGAAGCAUACGAAACGAGUUCACGGCGAGAAAUCGAGACGAAGAAGGAUAAGCGAAGAGAGGCAAUGUAUUCACUGAGAAAAGAAUUCGAAAAGGAAGCUCAUUGUACCAAAGAGGUCGACCUGUGUGAAAAGAUCAAGAAAAUGGAUUGUCACUUAAACGAACAUCGCUUGAAAUGUCCUAUUCACGAUUCUGUAUGCUGCAAAUGAAAUAUGCUUAAUUAUUUCAUACUUCCCAAAUUUCCAACAAUUUGCGAA